UUUAAUAAGGUAUCCUCGUGUGAUUACACCAUAUCGACAAAUUAAUAACAUAUAUGAACUAGAUAAUUCUACAAUGUCCUUGUAGCACAAACUGUUCAUCAUCAGUUAUCCCCCAGAAUGAAAGAACAUGCGAAGAUACAGAUUAUGGGUUGGCAUAUUUUUUUUCAUGUCUGUGAUGGUAAACAUUAUUUGGUUGACGUGGACAGUCAGUCAUUUGAACCCCAGUACAAAUACUGAAGUAUACGGAUCAAACAAACCUGAAUUUCAAAUUUGUCCCAAUGUGAGCGUUUUAGCGGAUAUCAUUUACUCACCGUCUGUCGUUUUUCAGAAAUGUGCAAAUAUCAAGAUUUAUCCUUAUGCUUUCGUCAUGUUGAAAAAUGUUGUGAUAAAUCCUACUAAAGCUAAAAUUAAAAAAGGAGGAGAAGAUUUAACCAACGUCAUAGGCCAAGAAGCAGACGAAGAAGAGCUUCAGCCUCAACUAGGUUACUUUACGAUUCAAUGUGAUUUCGAGCAAUAUAAAAAAGUGACGAAUGAACACUUUGUGUUUCUUAACGACAUGAAUCGUCGGUGGAUGCAGGUAGUUGCAAGACAGGAUGGGAUGUUGAUGUUUAACGAAACUAAAAAUACUUUGACGAUCGCCGUCCACCGAAUCGAAUAUGCCAACUUAUACCACGCAAUGACGGAAUGGUACAAUGUAUUUUUGGUCGCUUAUGUCUUUCGAAAACUAAUUAAUUGCCAAAUUAAUGUAUUGUUUCUUGAUGGUCACCCGUAUUCUGAUUUAGAUUUUACAUGGUCGACGCUGUUCGGAAAAGUUACCAGAGCAUCUUUUAUCAGACAACCAACCUUAUACCGUUACUUCAUUUUGGCGGGAAAUAAUAGCCCAUUGAACGACCAUAAAUCAAAAAGCUUGCCAAUGGUUGAAUCAUUCAGAAACUUCUUUCUACAAAAACAUGGAAUAACCGAAACAGUGACUAAAAACUGUAACCAUCUUAAUAUCCUUUUUAUAUGGAGACACGACUAUGUUGCUCAUCCGCGAAACCCAACUGGGAAACUCAAAAGAAAAAUCAAAAAUGAAUUCGAACUUCUAGAAAAUGCUAGACGCUUUUUUCCAAAUCAUAAUAUCGAUGGUAGGCAAAUGGAUAAAUUAAAUUUGAAGGAACAACUAUUUCUGAUUUCAAAAACUAAUAUUCUUAUUGGAAUGCAUGGAGCCGGUAUGUCACAUGUAUUUUUCCUGGAACCCGGAUCAGGAGUAAUUGAGUUGUUCCCAAAAUAUGCUCUUCCUUCGAAUAUACAUUUCAAAGCAAUGUCGCGAUGGCGAAAACUAUUCUAUACCUCAUGGCAAAAUGUACAAACUUGGAAUGAAUUUGAGGAUGGAAGUACAUAUAUUCAACCAUCAGUGAUCAAGUAUUUGAUUCGACGAAAAAUCGCAAAAAUAUGUAAUUGAUUGAAAACUAUUUUAUAAAGAUGUAUGGUAAAUACAAUUGAAAAUGUAUGUGGCAGUUCUUACAAAGAUACCAAAUUACGAUAAUACAGUAUCUCAAUGCCAUUUAUAGUAGUUAAAUGUUGAAGAUUGAGCAGGAAAUUCAACUUAAAAUUGAGAAUGAAAAUGUGGAAUGAGUCAAAGAGACAAUAACCCGACCAUAGAACAGACAACAGCAGAAGGUCACCAAAAGGUCUUCACUGCAGUGAGAAAUUCCCGGAACUUUUUUACUUGCAAAUGCCUGUCGAUCUUUAUGUUCACAUGAGUACCUGUAUUUUUUAACGACUUUAUACAAGCAAGUGAAUUACGUUCCUAUAUUACAGUCUCUGUUUACAAGAACAGUGGCCAAUACUGUAUAUCUAUUGCAUUUAUUUGAUUUCCUUUAAAAUGUCAG
This is a messenger RNA of Mytilus trossulus (common blue mussel), 1874 nucleotides long. RefSeq lists its product as uncharacterized. NCBI's taxonomy places the organism in Eukaryota, Metazoa, Mollusca, Bivalvia, Mytilida, Mytilidae. Gene Ontology annotation, molecular function: glycosyltransferase activity. Bases 128 to 1444 code for a protein of 438 amino acids. The record is from RefSeq and is a predicted model, not a curated record. The transcript has 2 exons.